Branchiostoma floridae (Florida lancelet) is the source of this 797-nucleotide messenger RNA. Its product is annotated as sodium-dependent lysophosphatidylcholine symporter 1-A-like. Gene Ontology annotation, cellular component: membrane. Bases 13 to 774 code for a protein of 253 amino acids. Gene Ontology annotation, molecular function: symporter activity. The transcript has 7 exons. Gene Ontology annotation, biological process: carbohydrate transport. The record is from RefSeq and is a predicted model, not a curated record. NCBI's taxonomy places the organism in Eukaryota, Metazoa, Chordata, Leptocardii, Amphioxiformes, Branchiostomatidae.
GUGUGCCAUAUAAUGUCGAUACUGCUGGCGACCGCUGUGCAUGGCCAGAUCGUGGGAGCGUUCGGUACCACGGAUUCAGCGUCUUGUACCGACACAACAACCAGCAACAGCAGUGUGGUCAUUACUGCAGACCCGGAGACCGGUUAUCUAGUGUCUGCCGGGACGAUUUCAGCCAUCACUGUCGUUGCCGUCAGUACAGCAGUCUUCGGCGUGAAGGAAUACGCAGGGAGCACGGUGCAAAGUGAUGACACCUCACGAGGAACUCUGCUGAAGGACAUCUGGGAAGUCUGCACCUUCCGGCCGUUCGCUGACCUGGUGGGCUUGGGGAUGUUGUCAGCCUUUGGCAUAGUACUACAGGAAUGGUCCGCCGCGCUGGCUGUCCAAUACGGCUAUGGCCUAGAAGAUCAACUGGAAAACCUCCUGCUUGCAUUUUUGGGAUGCACUGUUGUGUCCAUUCCCAUCUCUGCCCUGCUGAUGACACGGUUCGGGAAAAAGGCGAUCUACGCAGGCUUCACCCUGCUAGGGGCAUCAGCCGCUGUGAGCGCCAUGUACAUUUCAUCGCGUCUGGACGUACUGUUCAUCGUCCUGUGCCUGGUCGGGUUUGGAUUUUCCGCUCCCAUUUUCAUCCCAUGGACUAUGCUGACUGACGUGGCGGAUGACUUUAAGAUCCAGAAGGGGAAAAGGCGGGACAUGCUGUUCCAGACGUUAUUCCAGGCUCUGAACUCAACGGCCAUGCUGCUCGCUUCAGUCACAUCCUUGGUAACUUUGGAGUAAGGAGAUAUUUUCUUAUCCAUGAA